Psammomys obesus (fat sand rat) is the source of this 3254-nucleotide messenger RNA. RefSeq names its product L-2-hydroxyglutarate dehydrogenase (gene L2hgdh). The record is from RefSeq and is a predicted model, not a curated record. The transcript is spliced from 10 exons. NCBI's taxonomy places the organism in Eukaryota, Metazoa, Chordata, Mammalia, Rodentia, Muridae. The coding region runs from base 54 to 1445 and encodes 463 amino acids. Gene Ontology annotation, molecular function: (S)-2-hydroxy-acid oxidase activity; (S)-2-hydroxyglutarate dehydrogenase activity.
UAGGGUCGUUCCGGCUGUAGCUUCUCAGGUUGGAGAAAGAGGUGGCGCAGGCCAUGUGGUCCACCCUGCGCUACCUGGGCGGCGCCUGCGAGCCGGCCCGAUGCCGCUUGGCUGGGGACAUCCUCCGGGCAAGCGGGCCGACGUCCCGGGGGCCUAGGCUGCUGUGCGGCGGUAGUCGCAGCUCCAGCACCAGCUCAUUUGACAUUGUCAUUGUCGGCGGCGGAAUUGUGGGCCUUGCCUCUGCCAGAACACUCAUCCUGAAACAUCCCGGACUUUCAAUUGGUGUGGUGGAAAAGGAGAAGAAUUUAGCUCUUCACCAGACUGGACGGAACAGUGGUGUCAUACAUAGUGGGAUUUAUUAUAAACCCGAAUCUCUGAAAGCAAAAUUGUGCGUAGAAGGCGCAGCCCUCAUCUAUGAGUACUGUAAUCUCAAGGGAAUUCCCUACAGGCAAUGUGGCAAGCUUAUUGUGGCUGUUGAGCAAGAGGAAAUUCCCAGACUUCAGGCUCUGUAUGAGAGAGGCCUGCAAAAUGGAGUCCAAGGCUUGAGACUGAUCCAGCAGGAGGACAUAAAAAAGAAGGAACCAUAUUGCAGGGGUCUAAUGGCCAUUGAUUGCCCAUAUACUGGCAUUGUGAACUACCAGCAGGUAGCUUUGUCAUUUGCCCAGGAUUUCCAAGAGGCAGGUGGCUCUAUCUUGAAAGAUUUUGAGGUAAAAGAUAUUGAAAUAGUUAAAGAAAGUCCUUCAAGAAGUAAGGAUGGAAUGAAAUAUCCAGUUGCUGUCACGAACACUAAGGGAGAGGAAAUUCAGUGUCGCUACGUUGUGACAUGUGCUGGACUUUACUCAGACCGUAUUUCAGAGUUGAGCGGCUGCGACCCUGACCCUCAGAUUGUCCCAUUCCGGGGAGAUUACCUGCUCUUAAAGCCCGAGAAGAGCUACCUUGUGAAAGGAAAUAUUUAUCCGGUCCCAGACAGCCGUGUGCCCUUCCUAGGAGUUCACUUUACACCAAGGUUGGACGGCAGUAUUUGGCUAGGGCCUAAUGCAGUACUUGCCUUUAAGCGGGAAGGUUACAGACCCUUCGACUUCAAUGCCAGAGACACUAUGGAAACAAUUCUCAAGAGUGGUUUCAUUAAACUGGUGUUCCAGAAUUUCUCUUAUGGAGCUAAUGAAAUGUACAAAGCCUGUUUCCUCAGUGAAACAGUGAAGCAUCUUCAAAAGUUCAUUCCUGAAAUUACCGUCAGCGAUGUACUUCGAGGCCCUGCUGGAGUAAGAGCCCAGGCCCUGGACAGAGAUGGAAAUCUGGUAGAUGAUUUCGUGUUUGAUGGAGGAUCUGGGGAAAUUGGAGAUCAUGUUCUUCAUGUGAGAAAUGCACCUUCUCCAGCAGCCACUUCUUCCCUGGCAAUUUCUAGACUGAUCGCAGACGAAGUGCAGCAAAGAUUUAAGUUGUGAACAAGGACGGGAGCUGCGUUUGCCUUGUUUUCCCAACAUCAGCCACAAGGGUCUACCAGCUGCGUUUCUAAAUUAUGAUGUAAGAAGAUGAUUUAAAAACCAUACUAUCUAGGUUAAAAUAAAUGACUUAUUAACAGGAUAUAACAGAAUAAUAAUUUUUUAAAACUCAGGUCCAUAUUGUGAACAAAGAAGCAAAGUGUGUCUGUUCCUGGUCUGGAACCUUAAAUCUAUAAGAGAUUUACCCCAACCUACCGUGAUUUAGGAAGAUCCCGCAGAUCGUUUGGGAAGACAGCAUAAAAAAAUGGACUGUUCCCUAAAUCAGUGUUUGGCUUUAUAAUAUUUUCUGGAAAAAAUAUGUCACAGUAUAUUGUAGGAUAUGGCAUUCUUUUAAUCUGAAGUCAAGAAAGCUUACAUUAUUUAAUGGUUUAUAUUUAGAAAUUGGAAGAGCUUGAUUUCAAGAAAAUAAAUGGAAUUUCUAAAUAGCUUAAAACAAAGCCAGUCCUUUAGGCCCUUUGUAAGCCUAUGUCACACAGUGCGACAUCAUCUCUGCAUCUGAUUAGCAGUGUACCUGUGCAUUUCUCUCCUACACUACAGUUUUCUCUGGCUGAGAAAUGAAAGUCCCUAAGAGGACCAUGUUUUUAUAAGAGCAGUUUAAAUCCUGACGUUGGGUGUGGCACUGUAUAAUUUUAAAUAAUUAUUUCAUACCUCAGUCUCUUGGUCACUCUAAGGUUCCCAAGGUGUUGGCCAGAAUUACUAUAUCCUUGGGUUUUCAGAAUUUCUAUAAACUUUGUGAGGACAUUUCUCCAUUUUUGGUUAAUAUCUAACUUGGAGGCAUUCACUUUUGUAAACCGCGAAAGUGCCUUACAUUCUUCAUAUGUACUUCACAAACAUGUUGAGUUGGUGCCAAGUGCCAUACUGUGUACUGUGUACUGUGUGUGUUUGUGUGUGUGGUGCUCUGCUGUUACUGUUUGUAUUUGUAUGUAUAGUGCUAUGCUGUAUACUAUAUAUAUUUAUGUGUGUGUGUUUCAGCUAAUGAAAUGUGUCUUACAAUGCAGAAAGUUGGAAAAUAGAAAUGUACAUGAAAAACUGGCAACCCAGCCAUGGAAACAGAGCCAGCACUUAGGUGAGACACUUCCUCUGUUCUCUCAAGAUUAAUCUUCCUUUUCUUCACCAACACUGUGAUGGAUGCAUGAGAAGGAUGUGCAUGUUGAUAGGAAAACCUUUUCUUGGACUUUUUUCCCCUUCACUUCAGCCCUUGGUGGUUACAUUUAUUAAGCUAUCUCAUCCGUUAAUUUGAAAGAGUACAUAUCAUGAGCUUCCGUUCAAGAGAUAGCACAUCCCCGGUUAAUAGGUCAGGCAGUUAGUCAACGCUUUGAAUGGGGGAUGGACAUACUGAAACUGAGAAAUUGUCUGCAGAGGAAACAGACCCUAAUGGCUCUCCAGAACAAUUGAUGCCUACAAGAAAUGCACACAUGGAGUACCUCUCUGUUCCAAGACUUCUAAGCGACACAAACGUUACAUUAAGAUUAUUCUACCUUGUGAAUAAGAUGAGAAUGUGGCAAGAAACAGAAGUUCUCUGUUUCAUAAACUGUGAGAUCUUGUGUACAUGCACUGAGCUGUGAAAGAAUAAAGGUACAAAGAUAACUGUCAAGAUUGAAGCAAUCCUAUUCCAGUUGGAUCUAUAUUGUAUGCCCCCAAAUAAUAGAGAAAAUUUUGUUGAAAUGUGUCACUUGUUCUGGUUGUAAAAUAUUUGAUAUUUAUGUCCAUAGGAUUUUUGUUAAAUAGUGAUACAUAAGAAUUUUGUGUCUU